GACGAAAGCACCAACGUUGCUGAAGGUCGAUCCGAGAGAAGCCCGGAGUCCGAUGCGAGACUCCUGCAAGUGCUAUGGACUAGUAGCGGCAUCGGCGGUGUUGAAAAGACGAUUGUUGUACGCAAGUGUGCGAGUACGAACGACCCUGCACGAGGGUUGAGCGGACGCGCCGCCCUUAUCUCCGACUCCCCACCAUUAAUCGCCGCUCCAACAGACAGCAUCGCGGCGUCAAACUGAUCGUAUGCCCGCUGCGCCAAUCACGAUAACAUCAUCAUCAUAACUCUGAUAACAACAUGAGUGCAAUGCUGCAACCAUCGACAAUAUCGUUAUAGUUCAGUGUCUUCUCCGCAAGUUGGACCAAGUGCUAGUGAACUGUUUGGUUGGUGACUCGGUGCUUUUGGUUUCUUUCGGGGAUGUCUCGACGGAAGCAGGCCAGGCCUAUCCGUCUCCUAGAGGACGAGGACCAGCCGCCAAACAACGACACCACCAAAACCAACAACAACAACGAUGGCCUGAACCCGGUUGUGCAGGCCGUAGCCGCACAGCCACAGUCCGAUGCGGCACCCAACGCCACAACAGCCGAUCUACCUGAGGUGCUCAUGUGCCAGCGCUGUCAGGAGCAGUUUACCGAUGUGCGAGAGUACCUCACGCACAAAGCCGAAUGCGAGAAGAAGGCCAUCAAGCACGACGACCCGGCACAUUCCGACCCAGAGGACAUGGUCGUCUCCGAAGAAGACGACGACGAGGAUGACGAGUCUGCGGGCGGUAAGCAAACCGAACGCAUGCGACGUCACCGCCAAGACGCAGCCAACAACAACAGCGUAGAAGAGAAUUCGUCGCCUGACGCCGAUGGACAACGGACCGGGUUCCCUUUUCCAGUGCCGGCCGCACCUGGACACGUCACUCUCGAAGCAUUACAAAACACCAAAGUUGCCGUGGCUCAAUUUGCCGCCACCGCGAUGGCAAACAAUACGGACAAUGAAACCGCACUGCAGGAAUUGGCAGUGCUACAAUCGACUUUGUUUACAUUGCAACAUCAACAAGUGCUACAACUGCAGCUGAUUAAUCAGUUACAGCAGCAAUUAUCGAUCGAUAGAGUCAAAGACGAAGACGGUUCUCCGGUUUCGCCGCCUCCAAGCGAAAACGAAGCGGACAUUGCUCAUGACGAGUUGCCGCCGACACCGCAGACCGUCACAGUAUCGAGGGAAUCCACCCCCGCACUGCCGCCUCCGACUUCGCAGCCCAUGAUGGCCACCCCCACUCACACAGAAUUAAUGCAAGAUGUAAUUUCGUCCGUUCCAACGUCGCUACCUUUGCAGAACCAGCCGCCGAUGCCGUGUUCCAUAUCAUCGUCGUUGGCUUCCACAAUCAUAACCCACAGCAGCGAGCCCUUGCACGAAGAGCCCAACACUCUUGAGAUGUUGCAGAAACGCGCCCAAGAAGUAUUAGACAACGCGAGUCAGGGCUUGUUGGCAACAAAUUUAGCCGACGAAUUGGCGUUCAGAAAAAAUAGGGGCUCGAUGUCGCCGUACGAUUCCAAGGGUCGCAACGAGCCGUUCUUCAAGCACCGCUGUCGGUAUUGCGGCAAAGUGUUCGGCUCAGAUUCUGCAUUACAAAUACAUAUCCGUUCGCAUACCGGCGAGCGCCCCUACAAGUGCAAUGUUUGCGGUAGUCGAUUUACCACAAAGGGAAACUUAAAAGUUCAUUUCCAAAGACACAGUGCAAAAUUUCCUCAUAUCAAAAUGAAUCCUAAUCCGGUGCCGGAGCAUUUAGACAAGUACCAUCCGCCCCUGCUGGCACAAAUGGGACAGCAGCCCUCCUUAUCACCUGGCGGCCCGUCUCAUCCGCCGCAUAUGAGUUUUCCGGGCGCACCGUCCUUUCCACCUACAUCUUUACCGUUGUAUAGACCGCAGGGUCCGCCCCCGCACGAAUUACUUAGCUCAAACAGACUACCACCGUCGCCACAUCAUUUACAAGAAGCGCAGCAAAGGUUGUUCCCACCGCAUCCUUUGUUCAUGAAACGGGAAGAACAGGACAUUCCCGAAAAUUUGAGCAAGCCUCCUAGAUCUCCAACACCAAAUAAAGACCAUCCUAUGACUAAAGCUGAAGAACCUGCCGAAGAAAAACCAACUGAAAUGGGACAGGAAGAGAUUCAGCAACCAAUUAACGUUCCUCAAAUAUUACCAAAACAAGAACCUAGUGAUAUCGAUAAUGAAAACGAUCAAGAGCCUGAAAGAUAUGCAUCUCCCAUACCGUACGAUGAAUGCAGCAACGACAGCAAAUACAGCAAUGAAGAUAUGAUGGAACGUAGAACUCCGGGCAUGGAAAAUCAAGAGAACAUGCAAGAAGAACCGGAAAAUUUGUCGCACCACAGAAGCAACUCCAUUAAUAUCCCGCUAAGUAUAUCGACCGGGCAACGUUUGCCCGCCAACUUUAAUUUCGGACAGUUGGCUAGCUCUCCACCGAGCAGCACUUCUUCCGGCAGCCUGGGGCCUUUCUUGAACACGCCAUUGGCUGAUAUUACUAAAGAUCCCUCUAUUUACACCAACUUAUUGCCGCGGCCUGGUAGCAAUGAUAAUUCAUGGGAGAGCCUAAUAGAAGUAACUAAAACAUCCGAAACCAGCAAACUGCAGCAGCUCGUUGACAAUAUCGAACAUAAACUAAGCGAUCCAAAUCAGUGUGUAAUAUGUCACCGGGUGUUGUCGUGCAAAAGCGCCUUACAAAUGCAUUACAGGACGCACACGGGCGAACGGCCGUUCAAAUGCAAGAUCUGCGGUCGGGCAUUCACCACAAAAGGCAAUCUGAAAACACACAUGGGAGUGCAUCGCGCCAAGCCGCCGAUGCGCGUUCUCCAUCAAUGUCCCGUUUGCCACAAAAAGUUCACCAACGCCUUGGUGCUCCAGCAACACAUCCGUCUGCACACCGGCGAACCAACCGAUCUCACUGCCGAGCAAAUUCAGGCAGCCGAAGUUAAAGACUUUCCUUCACCGGGCGGCUUUCCGGGCCUGCCCAAUUCCAUGCACCCAUUCCUCGGCCAGGGCUUCCCAGUACCCGGCCUAUCGCCCCUCGGUCCGGGCUUCCCCAUGAACAUGAAGUUCGACAGCAAAGACGAUCACGACGAAGACAUGGAUGAAGAUGACGAAGACGACGAGGACAUGAUGAGCGAGCACCAAAACAUGCCGCCCUUUUCUUCAUCACCAUUGGAUAUCCACAACAACACCACAGGAGGGCCCAUCAACGCGAUAGCAUCUCAGUUCUCCAACAGCGGUCUAAACUGCUCUGCUGAGGAUUUAUGUUCAAACAGAGCUUCAUCGCCUGCAAUGCAGAACGGAGAAAAAUCCCCAAGCCAAUCGGGAGUUACAAGUCCAGAGAGUUCAGAAAUACGUUCGGAUCAAUCUCCAAACCAAAUAUCCACCACGCCCGUCCAGAUUCCUCGUCCACCAUCAUCUCAACAGGCCGGAAGCCCUACGCCAUCUGAUUGCAAUUCAAUGGGCGCCCUAGAUUUGACACCAAGAAAUAACAGUCAACCUUUAUUGACAAGUCCAGGACCUAGUCCAGGUCCUCCACCAUCUCUAUUUUCCGCUUUCGGGCUUUUACCCCCGGGUACCCCAGGAAAUUCUCCAUUGAUGACAUCGGCCUUAUCUUCACUCACCUCUUCAGUAUUGACGUCGACCUCCUUCAGUCCCCUAAGAUUGGCCGUUGGACCAACAGCGGGCAGAGGCAACACCACCUGCAACUUAUGUUUUAAAACCUUCGCCUGUCAUUCGGCCCUAGAAAUUCACUACAGAAGUCACACCAAGGAGCGGCCCUUCAAAUGCACGGUUUGCGAUAGAGGAUUCUCCACAAAAGAUGGUUGUGUGUGCAAGCAGAGGCGUAUCCAGGACGAAGCCGAGCCUUGGCGGGCUCGCAAACGAAAACCUGCCCCUCGCAAGUCCGUACCGUCUGUAUUCCCUUUGCCGAUGACGCCUGGAUACGCCUCAAAUUGGAUGCAAAUGGCGGGCAAUAUGAAACAGCACAUGCUGACUCACAAGAUCCGCGACAUGCCUCAGCACAUGUUCGAUAACAAGCCCCCGUCCAUCUCCGGGGACGACUCCACCCCCCUACCGCCAAGCCUGCCGCCCCGCGAGCCGCCAACAAGCGACGGGGAGCAGUCGCAAACCCCCCAGCCACCUCAUCACCAGCAAAUUCCGCAGAUGCCGCUGAUCCAAGUUCCUCAACCACCGCCACCUCAGAUAGAGCCCAAACCGGAGCCGCAACCGAUCAAAAGAGAGCCCACCGAAACUGAGCUGCCGCUGCCGAAACGCCCGCCAAGCUUACAAUCCAGUAAGCACUUGUGCCACGUUUGCAACAAGAACUUUUCCUCGUCAUCGGCCCUACAGAUUCAUAUGCGCACUCACACUGGGGACAAACCGUUCAGAUGCACCGUCUGUCAGAAAGCUUUCACCACCAAGGGCAACCUCAAGGUUCACAUGGGAACGCAUAUGUGGAGCAACGGAGCGUCCCGACGCGGACGUCGCAUGUCUCUAGACCUGCCCCCCAUCCCCAUGACGCCCAAGGAUUCAGAAUUUCUGCAGCGGAGACCAGACCUCUUUUACCCGUACCUUCCGGCACCUUUCCUUAACGGAAUGCAACAAAAGCUGAACGAGAUGUCAGCAAUCCAAAACAAUCAAAACGGCAUAUCGGGCGCGGGCAAAUACAGCGGCCUGCUGGGUUUCGGCUAUCCGCCGCCGGAGGCGCUACGAUCUCAGGCGGGUUCUCCGAACGAGCGGUCUGAGAGACCGCCGAGCCGGGAACCCGAGGGCCGCGGCGGUCUGUGGGACCUUCACUUCGAGAGAAAGGCGGCGGCGGCAGAGGCGCCUAGAGAGGACAUCAUGCCGGCGUCCAGGGAAGGCCUGGCCGCCUGAGAUGAUCCCUAGAAGGUUCCUAUUUUCAUUAAAAUAAAUAACUAGUCAACUAGUAGAGUGACGGACGAGGUGUUGCGUACGAUAUCCAAGGUAGCUAGCAUCAUAGGUCGGCUCGUUGAGUUUCGCGAGGUCAUGUAAUGACGUUUUUGCAACUGUCAUUUCGACAGGGAUAUUUUCUCGUGAAAAACGGAUUGGGGCAAUGCAUAUACUGUGAUACACCAGCCGUAGGCGAGCGCUGCUGCUGUGUAAAUUAGAGUUAUUUAAAAAAACUUGAUGAAGAAAAAAUAUUAAAAUUAAGUAUUAGGUAUCCUGUACUAUAUUAGCUAAGUGUGUAAAUGAUAACUCAACAUAUAAACGUUUGCUGUGUUAUAUAUAAAUAUAUAUAUAUAAAUAAAUAUAAAUAUUAUGUGUCCAAUGGACAUUGGCGAUGCCAGUAUCUAGCUUUACAUUUGUACAUACAAAACAAAAAACUUAGUUAUGUAAUAAAUAUCACUGUAAUGUUAUAGAUGUUGUCCAUUUUUUGUUUUUGACAUGGUCGCAAUCUAUGUAAAUACAUCAUCACUAUGUACCAUGAGACUGUUUUAUUAUUAAUUAUUUCAUUACAUUAUAAUUGUAUGCUUGAAUCCCAAAUCCCAGUACAAACCCCCAUUUUUAUUUAUGUAUCGAAAAAAAAUUUACGUAUCUAAAUUAAUAAGUAUUGUUUAUUAACGUCUCAGUUCAUAAACAAUAUGUCAUGUAAAUCUAUGAAACAAUUUGAAAUUUUUUUAUUUCAGAAUAAAUGUACAAAUAUUUUUAACUGGUAACGUUAUUGAAUCUAUUGUCUGUAUUUACAAACUCGUACAAACCAG
Messenger RNA from Brassicogethes aeneus, 5752 nucleotides. NCBI's taxonomy places the organism in Eukaryota, Metazoa, Arthropoda, Insecta, Coleoptera, Nitidulidae. The record is from the annotation of a GenBank genome assembly.